Molecule: messenger RNA, 906 nt
Organism: Fusarium vanettenii 77-13-4
Lineage: Eukaryota; Fungi; Ascomycota; Sordariomycetes; Hypocreales; Nectriaceae
Exons: 3
Coding region: 1-906 (301 amino acids)
Cellular component (GO): membrane
Source: RefSeq, a predicted model, not a curated record
AUGCCUCCUCCCCGCGGUACGCCAAACCCCUUGGAGGGCCCUGCCGACUAUGAUAUGACUUCUGUCGUACACUGUGACACUUACCCAGCCAUAGAUCCGACUAAGACGGAUCUCCGUGGAAAGACAGUCUUAAUCACUGGAGCAUCCAGGGGCCUCGGCCAGGCCAUGGGCAUAUCAUUUGCAAAGGCGGGAGCCUCUCGUUUUGUCAUCGUCGCCAGAUCAGACAUGCAAACCGACGUUGAAGCAAUCAAAUCGGCAUCCCGCAAGGUUGGGCACCCAGAGCCCGAAAUCCUAGCCAUUCAGGCCGAUUGCAGCAACCCAGAGAGCGUUGAAGCAUUGACAGAUCAGGUCAAACAGGCAUUCGGACAUCUGGACAUUGUGAUAAACAAUGCCGCCAUUCUUUCGAUGCAAUCGAUCACGGAAUCUGACCCUGCCGAGUGGAUGAAAGUACUCACAGUGAACGUGUUUGGUCCGUAUCUUGUGGUGCGGGCCUUGCUUCCUCUGCUCCUCAAGGGCGGGUCCAAGACUAUCGUCAACGUCUGCAGUGUCGGGGCUCAUUGUGUGACUCCCACCAUUAGCGCGUAUCAGAUAUCAAAACUGGCCGUCUUGAGACUAACAGAGUUCAUCUGUGCCGAGCAUGAGAACGAUGGGAUUCUGGCAUACAGCAUCCAUCCCGGCAACGUCCCAACAACAAUGGGCAGCGUCGACGAUCUACCCCCGGUGUAUCGGCCUGUCUUUGUCGAAACCCCGGAGCUCAGCGCGGAUUCGUUGGUUUUCCUCACAUCUCAAAGGCGACCGUGGCUUGCAGGACGAUAUAUCAACCUUACUUGGGAUCUGCCGGAGCUGAUGGCCAAGCAAGAUGAAAUUGUUGGAGGCGACAAGUUGAAGGUUCGCCUGGCUGUUUAG